GACAAUUUCCCAAACCGGCUGGACCUAACUGGUUCAAUUUACUUUUCUUUUUCUAUUUCGACAAAUUAACAACAUCUAGAAAAACCUUAAACUCAUUAGAAAAAUGUAUUUGCCUUUUUACCGAAGAAAAAAGGAAAACUAUUUGCCUUAGCUUGUUCCUUUUUUUCUAAUCCUUCUGAUGUUGCCUUAACUUGUUCUUUAUGCAAUAAAGAAUGUGUUAUUUUGGGAAGUCCACGCUAAACACAUGCUAGUACCAAAUACUACAUGGCAAUUGGACGAUCCCUGAGACUUGCCUUCUCACAAACUAAAUGAAGCUCUUCACGAUGGAAUAAAUCGAGAGGUCGAUGGUCAUGAUUUCGUAGAUUUUUCAGCCUGUCGUAUUUUCAAAGUGCCUAAUCAUUUACGCAAUAUAAAUGAAAAGGCCUAUGAACCUCUAGUGAUCUCCAUUGGCCCUUACCACCAUGGUAAAGAGGACCUUAAGGCAAUGCAGCUGCAGAAAAUGAAUUACCUACAAUUGAUUCGUCAUCACACACAAGAAAAUAGUGUGGAGAUAUAUGUGGCGGCCUUGAGAGAAAUGGAAGAAGAAAUUCGCGGAUUUUAUUCAGAAAAUCUGAAUAUUGAUGGGGAAAAACUGGUAGAAAUGAUGCUUCUUGAUGGAUUCUUUAUCAUUGGGCUUUCCCUCGGUAGACAUGGGCUUAAUGAUUUUUAUUGGAGAAAUGUAAAGCGCGAUCUGCUGUUAGUUGAAAACUUUCUCGGUACUUCUCAAGUUAUAUUCCCUGUGGGCGAAUCGGGUCGGUCCGUUACAAAGGGGUGAAAGCGACAAGAUUGUCGAAACUGUAAUUACUUGCUUUGAUAGAAUGGUGCCAGGACUUCCAAUUACACAACAUGCCGAGAAUCCACGAUCUUCAAGUAUAGCACGUGACGGGAAUCUAGAAGCCAAGCAUAUGCUGGCCUGGCUCCAUGAUAAUGUAACUCGUACACUUCCAUUGCCAAAACCUUCAGCAUCGCUACAUGCAGUAAUGCUUGAAGAGCGAAAAUGGUGUUUCAUUCGUUGUGCAACUGAGCUCCAUGAGGCCGGGAUCAAGUUCCAGAAAAAAGAGGGAAACAUGUUUCAUAUAGAGUUUCAAAAGGAGGUGAUGUCAAUUCCAACCCUAAUAAUCGACGAUCAUACAGAAUCCAUCCUUCGUAAUUUCGUGGCUUAUGAACAGUACGUCCAGGAUUCUUCCCCAAAACCCUUCACGGAUUAUAUUACAUUCAUGGAUCGCCUCAUCAACACAGGAAAGGACGUUGAAUUACUUUGUCGCUGUGGAGUUCUUGACAAUUGGUUGGGUGAUCAUGAAGUCGUUGCCACCAUGCUUAACAGACUCGGCGACUCUGUUCUGUUCUCAGAUGAGGACUUCUUCUACUCCGAUAUAUUCACGAGAGUGAACGAACAUUGCAACAGAAAGUGGAACUUACUCGAACCAGUCUGCGAUAAGUCUUUCAAACUCGAAGAUCAGUCGACGCACCCUAGCACCACCGCCUACGCCUCCGCUGGUGGUCUUGAAAUCACCUGCUUUAGCGAGCUCGUCGAUGACGCUACCUUCCACUUCCAAAUCAUUCUUUUCCCUAAACAGAGCAAUACGGUCGGUGUGACUUCCGUUAUUGGAGGUUCUUCAGAUAACACUGGGUCUGGAAUCGCUAGGCGAUUAGUGUUAAAAACUGGUCUUAAUAUAAUUUUUGCUUGCAAUAUCGCAAAGAAUAGCCCCAUGCUUGAGGUUUGAUAUGUUCCUCUACCUUUCUUUCUCUGUCUCUAUCUUCAUAUGUCAUAAUAAUGCAUUGAAGUUUCC
Messenger RNA from Rubroshorea leprosula, 1829 nucleotides. The record is from the annotation of a GenBank genome assembly. Lineage: Eukaryota; Viridiplantae; Streptophyta; Magnoliopsida; Malvales; Dipterocarpaceae.